CCGCCAAUCAGCAUGCGCGGUGGGCGGGACAAAGAGCGAAGCCGGGGCCGGAGCCAUUUUGUCGCCGUCACCGUCCCGCCGAGAGGGAGCGCGGGGCCGCGGCUGUUCGAGAUGGUGAAGCUGUUCAUCGGGAACCUGCCGCGGGAGGCGACGGAGCAGGAGAUCCGCUCCCUGUUCGAGCAGUACGGGAAGGUGCUGGAGUGCGACAUCAUCAAGAACUACGGCUUCGUGCACAUCGAGGACAAGACGGCGGCCGAGGACGCCAUCCGGAACCUGCACCACCACAAGCUGCACGGCGUCUGCAUCAACGUGGAGGCCAGCAAGAACAAGAGCAAGGCCUCCACCAAGCUGCAUGUGGGCAACAUCAGCCCCGCCUGCACCAACCUGGAGCUGCGCGCCAAGUUCGAGGAGUACGGCCCCGUCAUCGAGUGCGACAUCGUCAAGGAUUACGCCUUCGUGCACAUGGAGCGGGCGGAGGACGCGGUGGAGGCCAUCCGCGGGCUGGACAACACCGAGUUCCAAGGCAAGCGGAUGCGCGUGCAGUUGUCCACCAGCCGGCUGCGGACGGCGCCCGGGAUGGGAGACAAGAGCGGCUGCUACCGCUGCGGGAAGGAAGGGCACUGGUCUAAGGAGUGCCCGGUAGAUCGCCCGGGGCAAGUGGCGGACUUUGCCGAGGCCUAUAACGAGCAGAACGGAGCCGUGCGCACUCCCUACACCGCGGGCUAUGGGGAGACCGUGUAUUACGAUGAGGCGUACGGCGGGAUGGCCGACUACUACAAGCGCUACCGCGUCCGCUCCUACGCCACGGCCUCUGCGUACGACGCCUACGCGGAGCAGACCAUGGCCCAGUACUCCCAGUACGCCCAGUACUCCCAGGUCCAGUCCUCGGCCAUGGCCGCCACCACAGCCAUGGCCAGUCGCAUCCCCACCACCUUAGACGCGUACGAUAGAGCUCUGCUGCCGACCCCGGGCGCGGCGGCCGCCGUCGCCGCUGCCGCCACCGCCGCCGCGGCGGCCGCCUCCUCCACCUAUUACACCCGGGAUAGAAGCCCCCUGCGCCGCACGGCCGCCGCGGCCACCACCGUCGGAGAGGCGUACACGUACGAGCGUGGGCAGCUGUCGCCGGUCUCCUCGGUGGCCCGGGCCUCCCUCUACGACAUGCAGCGGUUCGAGCGGGACCCUUACGGGGAGCGAGCGCGGUACUCUGCCUUUUGAGCCAGAGGUGAGCGCUGCCGGAGCCCCGGUGCUACAGACGGCAGAGCUCGGCUCCCACCCGCAGCCGCGGUGUUCACUGGGGACGCUCGGCUGAUACCGGGCACCGCGGCGGCCGUCGGGGUCCGUCUGGGGCUGCUGGUGCUGGCGGGUGACGGCUCUUCCCCCGGCAGGAGGCACCGCCGCGGUGGAGCACCGCGGAGCACUGGGGACCCGCCGCUGCCGCUGGAGGCCCCCUCCCUGGGACGCCACCGCGUCAGGUCAGACGUGCCCCGGGCCACCGCCGCCGUCACCGCCGCCGCCGCGCUCCCUCUCCCGUCACCGGGGCUGCGGGGGGGAGAACGCGGAUCCCCCCCUUCUCUUGCACCGGAGCGGGCACCGUCGCCACCGUCACCGCCGCGUCCCCGUCUGUCCCGCUGUCUGUCCGGCCGGCCGUUCCCCCCCCAGCACCGCUGGCGGCCCCGGCCCCUCUCUCACCUCUCUGCUCUCUUCCAGGUCCGGCGGCCUCGGACGGAGC
Molecule: messenger RNA, 1729 nt
Organism: Strigops habroptila (Kakapo)
Lineage: Eukaryota; Metazoa; Chordata; Aves; Psittaciformes; Psittacidae
Product: RNA-binding protein 4B-like
Exons: 3
Coding region: 13-1215 (400 amino acids)
Biological process (GO): mRNA splicing, via spliceosome
Cellular component (GO): nuclear speck
Molecular function (GO): RNA binding; zinc ion binding
Source: RefSeq, a predicted model, not a curated record